Molecule: messenger RNA, 1734 nt
Organism: Miscanthus lutarioriparius
Lineage: Eukaryota; Viridiplantae; Streptophyta; Magnoliopsida; Poales; Poaceae
Source: the annotation of a GenBank genome assembly
AUGGGGACUCGGCAGCGGGUCCUCGCGCCAUGGGCGGUGCUGCUGCUCGCGCUGCGUCUUGCCGGUGCCUCCCAUGUCAUCCACCGGAGCCUGGAGGCCGAGGCGGCACCGCCAUCGGUGCCGGCCUCCAUUGUCAGCCCCCUGCUCAGGACGGGGUACCAUUUCCAGCCGCCAAUGAACUGGAUCAACGCUCCGAUGUACUACAAGGGAUGGUAUCACUUGUUCUACCAGUACAACCCCAAGGGCGCGGUAUGGGGCAACAUCGUGUGGGCACACUCCGUGUCGCGCGACCUCAUCAACUGGAUCGCGCUGGAGCCCGCCAUCUACCCGAGCAUCCCCUCCGACCAGUACGGCUGCUGGUCGGGCUCGGCGACGAUGCUGAAAGACGGCACGCCGGCGAUCCUGUACACGGGGAUCAACCGCCCCGACAUCAACUACCAGGUGCAGGUGCUGGCGUUCCCGAAGAACGCGUCGGACCCGCUGCUCCGGGAGUGGGAGAAGCCCGCGGCGUACAACCCGGUGGCGGCGCCGGCGGACGGCAUCAACGCGACGCAGUUCCGCGACCCGACCACGGCGUGGUACGCGGCGCACGACGGGCACUGGCGGAUGCUGGUGGGCAGCGUGCGGGACGCCCGGGGCAUGGCGCUCGUGUACCGGAGCCGGGACUUCAGGACGUGGAGGAAGGCGAAGCACCCGCUGCACUCGGCGCUGACGGGGAUGUGGGAGUGCCCGGACUUCUUCCCCGUGUCCGGGCCGGCGCUCCGGGACGGGCUCGACACCUCCGACGCCGGCGCCAAGUACGUGCUGAAGGCCAGCCUGGACCUCACACGGUAUGACUACUACACCAUCGGGUCGUAUGAUAAGAGCACGGACCGGUACUACCCGGAUAACCCCAACGGCGACUACCACCGGCUCCGCUACGACUACGGCAACUACUACGCGUCCAAGACGUUCUAUGAUCCGGCGAAGCGGCGGCGGGUGCUGCUGGGGUGGGCCAACGAGUCGGACAGCGUGCCGGACGACAAGGCCAAGAGCUGGGCCGGCAUCCAUGCGAUCCCACGGAAGCUCUGGCUCGACCCCACCGGGAAGCAGCUGCUGCAGUGGCCCAUCGAGGAGGCUGAGAAGCUCAGAGGGAAGCCCGUCAGUGUGGGCGCCAAGCUGGUUAAGCCCGGCGAACACUUUGAGGUCACAGGCAUCGCGACUUACCAGGCUGAUGUUGAGGUGACCUUCGAGAUCUCGAGCUUGGAGAAGGCAGAGCCCUUCGACCCGGCGUACGACGACGACGCGCAGAAGCUGUGCGGCGUCAAGGGCGCGGACGUCAAGGGCGGGGUGGGGCCCUUCGGCCUGUGGGUGCUGGCUUCUGCCGACCUGCAGGAGAAGACGGCCGUCCUCUUCAGAGUCUUCAAGGACGGAUACGGCAAGCCCAAGGUGCUCAUGUGCACCGACCCCACCAAGUCAUCUCUUAGUCCAGAUCUGUACAAGCCGACCUUCGCGGGCUUCGUCGACACCGACGACAUUUCAAGCGGGAAGAUUGCUCUUAGAAGCUUGAUCGAUCGGUCCGUGGUGGAGAGCUUCGGCGCGGGAGGCAAGACGUGCAUCCUGUCACGGGUCUACCCGUCCAUCGCCAUUGGAAAGGAUGCUCACCUCUACGUUUUCAACAACGGUGAGGUGGACAUCAAAGUGUCAAGCCUGACUGCCUGGGAGAUGAAGAAACCGCUCAUGAACGGCGCCUAG